AUGACAACAAUGAUGGUUUGGAUAUCACACAUGGCAUUUAUAGUGAUUGGUUCUGAUUCGUUUUUUAUCCUGACAACUGUGCACACCAUGUCGGAAGCGUCUGUUUGUGGUCAUUUGGUAUCUAAAAUCGGACGAAAUACUGAUGAUAAAUAUCUUAACGAUUUGAUAGAGAGACAUCUGCAUGUGCUAGACCUGAUAGAGUCAUCCAACACAAUCUUCAGUGUUAUUAACUUUUGCCAGCUAAUUUCAGCAUUUCUGAUGAUUGUUGCUGCUUUGUUUCAACUUAAUAGUGUGGUGGAUGCGGUUUCCUUAUUGAUUAUUGUGGCAAUUUUGUCUCAGAACUUUGUUUAUUGUUUUCUUGGAACUUGCAUUGAAACAUCUUGUGAACAACUCGAACAGUCGCUGUACUGUUCUCAAUGGUACAACUUGCGAAACGUUUCAUUAAAAAGGAAAUUUCUUAUGAUGUUGGUGAUGAGUCAACGUAAACGAGGCUACUUUGCAAUUGGAAUCAAACCGAUGAGUUUGGAAACGCACGCUGAACUUCUGAAAGCAGCUUUUAGUUUUUUAAAUGUUUUGCUUACAAUGUUGUGA
Molecule: messenger RNA, 591 nt
Organism: Clunio marinus
Lineage: Eukaryota; Metazoa; Arthropoda; Insecta; Diptera; Chironomidae
Source: the annotation of a GenBank genome assembly